This is a messenger RNA of Pocillopora meandrina, 8878 nucleotides long. The record is from the annotation of a GenBank genome assembly. Lineage: Eukaryota; Metazoa; Cnidaria; Anthozoa; Scleractinia; Pocilloporidae.
GACAGCACAUGGAGACGAUUUAUGCAUGGGUACGUCUCUGAAAAAUCUAAGAUGUUUAAUUAUCGCCAUAGUUGGCGUCUCUUUCAUGAGUACCAUGGCGAUGUUUUUCUACUCUUCAAACUUCUGGAGGGGAAUGAAAGUGAGGGAGAAAGAUGAGCAAGAGGGCAAGGAAGACACUCAAAAAUGGUUUACUACUACAGAUCAAGCUUACUACUCGGCGUUUAUUGGUGAUUCCCUCAAAGGGCCGUCGACACCCUCCGACGGUAUCAAAGAAUAUUUACCUCGAGUAAAUUUGCCCCUCAAGCAUUCAACACAGAUGCCCACUGUUAACGUUUCAGUUACAACAAGCACUGAUACUGCUGAAAGUCUACCUACUGAACGGAUUGAAGAUAACGAAGCUCGGCAAAAAGGUAGUUCAAAUAAAAACGUAAGUGAAGCAAGGAAGACUAUUGAUGCAAGUCGUGAGAGCGAUUCAACGUACCACGAAGAAACUGCGUUCUGCCCAAAAGUUUCACAGAUUCAUGGUAAGUAUUGGCUAUUAUUUGAAUUUAAUUUUCUUGAAAUUUCAGUUGCGUCCAUUUUUCACCAUAAGGACUUAACUAAUUUGUUUGAAUCAAACUUUAAAAUUUAUCUUCUGUGAUAUCGUGACAAUAUUUAACAGACGAAGGUUUUGAAGUGAAGGAGGAACCGUUAUAUUGAGCGUCAUAAUAGAUUCGCGCUUUCACGAGAAAUUUAACAUCCAAUAUACAUCGAGAUAUCAUGGUACUUGACACAAAAGGGAGUCAAACUUUUACACAUCUUUACAACAGUUUGCUUUACAGUAAAGACGAAGUCCUGUGUAAACUUACCGGUAAAUAUCUACUAAUUAUAAUGCAUAAUUUCUCAGAUUCUCGCACUCUGAUUGGUCGAAACAAUCGCUAAAAUAUAGCAGGGGGGCUGAAUUUAAAAAUGGUUGCAUUGAAUUUUAUUUUGUCCAUGUUUUUUGUAUUGUUUUUGUUUUUUGUAAUAUUCUUUUUUUUUUUGUCCAUGUAUUUUGUCCAUAGACAGAGAAAACAAAAUUUUAUUCCUAAGAGCUCAAAAGAUAUUAGGUUUGGAGUAACACUUUUCAAAAGUAGCACAGCAAGUUAUUCCUGAUUAAAUUGAGUAGACCUGUUAAAUUCUUGUGCAAAGUGGCGGCUUGCCUCAACACAAGUACUCCAAACAAUUGUGACAAAUUACAUGCAGAACUUUCUUUACUUUCAGAAUGGUUAGAAAAGAAAAGACAAAUUUGCAACAGAACUUGAAAGCAUCAGACCAAUCAAUUAUACAAAGACAAUUUGCUCAUUGCUUACAAAAUACCUUGCAAUAUAUGUUAUAUGUGAUAAAAUGUUAGAGUUUAUGUUCACUGGCAUAAAUAUCUUGAAUCAGAGUCAUUUUAGACUGAUCUGCUUUGUAAGGGUUAAAAUGACUCAGAGAAAGGUCCAUAACAUAUUUAUUCCCACGAACAUAAACUGCACUACUAUUAUCAUCAUUUUGGAGGGUAUUGAGAAAUUAAAAACCAAAGAAACACAGUCUGAACAAUUGAGCAAGUAUCUGAGCAAGCUAAAACCCAUUGUACCUACAAAAUGUGCCACAAUGUAUGACAAAGUGACAUUAAUAUGUGUUAUGUGUUUAAUACCAACUAUGGUUUAUACCAUUGAUUCAGGUGUAUAUAUAACUUACACAGAAUGUCCUUUUUUUUUCCUUUCUUUCGGCAACUGAAAUUUCAUUUCAUAAAUUUAGAUGGCUCAAUGGUGUAUUGAAAAAUAAGCUUAGCUUGGAACCCUGACUGGAGUAUGUUAGUGUUUCAAGGGUAAACAAGUGGUUUGAGGAAAAUGUGAGGAUUGACCAUAAAGUGUGGGUCUGGGGCAAAAAACAGUUUACUUUAAAAAAUUGGAAAAUGAAAAACAGGGUAUUGAAAUUGAAAUGAAAAAAUCAUUUAAUAGGAGUUGAAGGUCACAAUGAAAAUUUGCCAACAGUUAAGAAUCAAGAAGUUUUCUUUUUCCUUUUUUUGUUAUAUUUAGUGUGUAACUGAAGAUCAAGUUUAAUUUGUAACAGUAAAGAAACUUAAUGUGGAUUUGAUUUUUUCUUUAUUUCAAUUUUAAAAUUAGAAGGUGCUUUGAUUGUAAAUGUAACACAAGUUAGAAUGACUGAUGUAGAAAAGGACAUGUCUAGUUGGGUCAGUGAGGGAGGUUGCUGGAAACCUUCGAAGUGUAAAGCCAGGGUUAAGGUAAGAUGUUGUCUGUUCUUUGUUUGAUUGUAAAACUAAAUCAAAAGAAAUUGCGACAGGCUCUCUAGACAAGGAUAUAUAUCAUAGGGAGAUGAUGUCAUCCAAAUAGUAUGUCAGUUUUCAGGCACAGUGUGUGCAGCAAACAAAAACAAAAUGUGAUUUCAGGUUUGCCUUUGACACCCAUGGGAAAUGUUCUCUAUCAGCCUAGACUGAGCAGGUAGUGUUGUACAUUGCUUGACACAAGUUAGUUCCAAUUGUCUUGGAUUUGAGAGAUAACUAACACUUGCAAUGCUGUAACACUGUUCUCAGAACCAUUCAAGCUCUUUAAAUACCUGUCAAAGUAAUUUUUUGGGAAAAAACACUAUUCUCCUGGAUACUUCAAGUGCUUAAAAUAAAAUUGCUGCUUCAUCCUUUUAUAUAAGAGUGACUAAAAUCUAAUUUCCCCUCACAAUACCAACCCUUAAUCAAACACUAUGGUCAUGAGAAUAAAAGAAAUGAUCAGCAACUGCAGAAGCUCUUGAUUGUUAAACAAAUUCUCCUUGUCUGCACCAGGAAAUGUAUAGAGAACAGUAUGGAGAAAUAUGUUGAUGUUAAAGUGUAAACAGUUAAAGUUUUAUUGAACAUGUGUUAUUUAACAUGUAUUUCAUUGGAUGAUCUCUUGCCAGAUGUCCCUCAUUAUUCCGUACCGCAAUCGUUACGAGCAACUGUCUAUCCUAGCGAGACAUAUACACCCCAUGCUAAAGAAACAGAAUUUGGACUACAGAAUAAUUGUCGUAGAGCAGGUCUGUAUUGGGAACUGUUUUUUGUUUAGUUUAAAUUAAUAGUGAUAUGUUUGUGGUUCUUGUUGCUUUCUGGGAUGUUAAAUGGGUCUAUAACAAUCAUUAUCUGAUGUGUUUCAUUUGCAUAAGACUUAAAGCUGUUUUAUCAGCGUAAGUGUCUGCUAACUAUGGGAAGCUAUCCCUAAUUUAAGCCUUAAGUUCUUCACAUUGUUUAUGGUCCUUUGUGCAUGCCACUAUCUCAUAUACAUGUUGCACAGGUAUGGUGUCAACUUCCAGAACCAUAAAAUACCUUUAGAAAACAACCCAAAGAGCGACAAGCAUCUAAUUUCUCCUUACAAGAUCACCUCUGAUUCACAUAUUCAGGUCACAGGAUUGAAUAAAGGAAAUUAUCAUCAAUUAAAGGAGCUCAUGAUUGUUAAACAAAGUCUCCUUGUCAGUACCAUGGGAAAUGUGUAGAGAAAAGAAUGGAGAAUGUGCAAACUGAUGAUGGGUUGUAAAGGGUUAAAAUAUAUUUUAAUAGUGGUUAGUUUUAUUUAGAGUUGUAGUUGGGUUAGAGUUAGAGUUUCAGUUUUAAAAUGGAGAGAAAAUAUUUUAGUUGUUGUAGCAAUAAGGCAUGAUACAUUGAGGAAGAAGGCUUUGUGAUCCAAGACUCUUUUUACCUUCUGCUUGGCAAGUUUGCCCAAGCUACAUGUUGUUGUCUUCUAACUACUUCGCAUGUUUAUGAGAGUUUUUAGUGAGCUACAAACUGUUGCAAAAUUAGUAGAGACAUUUUGUAUGUAUAAGAUUGUUAGUUCUAUGCUGUAUGUCAGACUAUGAUCUUGCAAAAAAAAUUACCCCUUCCCUCUGAUUAAAGUUACUGGUUAAGCAAUGCUAUGCCUUACACCUAGAUUAAUAAGAGGGGGUGGGGAGGGGUGGGGAAUCUUGUUUAUUGGAUAUUGAUUUGUAAGAAAGGCAGGUUUUUUAGAAGGAGUACCUCACCUGACAUUCUUGUGACCGUUCAAGGGUAAUAUGAUAGUAUAACUGAUUAACAUGCUGCAUUUUUGUUUGCAAAAAUUGCUUUUUUCUUGUUUUUUUUUUUUUUGCUCUUCUGUCAUUUCAGCUCUUAAACCUCUUACUCUUAAGAGUAGAUUCUUAUUAGUAGAUUCAAUACCAAAUUCUGCAAACCAACAUCAUAAGAACUGUAUGGCAGACAGUAAGGAGAAUUACUAAUGAGAUCUUGAGAGUGAAAGGGUUAAAUAAGUUUACUGAAUAUAACAAAGCAGUAGUUUUUAUUGCUACUUACCCAGGUCACAUGAUGAAACGCGUAAUUUACCAUCAUUAUAGCAACUUCAAUUGAGUAUUAUAAGUAAUCCAGGAUUGCUUUAAUUUGACUCAACUUUGCUCAGUGAUUGGUGCAGAAAACUCGUGCAAUCCUGUCAACCAAUCAGAUGCAGACUAAAAUCAAUAACGACUUGGCCAUUCGCGUUUUCCCGCGAUUUUAGCAGUUUGGGCGUUGUCACUUUUAGUUCUCAUUGGCUAAUGACAAUUGGUUUCUGGGAUUACGCUGGUUUUGGUUUUUCGACACUUUGUGAUUUGGAUUUAUUGAUACUUUUUCUCACAGGCAGGAGAUACUCCAUUCAACCGAGCCAUAUUGUUCAAUAUUGGCUACCAAGAAGCACUCAAGUUUGAUGAUUACACAUGUUUUGUGUUUCAUGACGUUGAUUUAAUACCAGAGGAUUAUAGGAAUGAUUACGGCUGCUCCUCAUCGCCCAGGCAUCUGUCAGUUGCUGUGGAUAAAUUCAAUUAUAGGUAUGGUAUUUCGGAUGUAACAGAGGAGGAGUUGGCUGUUUGCAGGUUAUAUUUUGGAUGAAAAUAUCAGUAAGAGUCAGGUAUUCCUAUACAGGACUAGGUUUCCUUUUUAACGUAUGGUUUUCUUUCAGGCUGCCGUAUCCGACCAUUUUUGGAGGUGCUGGGUCCUUUACAAAGGACGACUUUCAACUUAUCAAUGGUUUUUCCAACCAGUUUUGGGGAUGGGGAGGAGAGGACGACGAUCUGUACAAAAGGUGACUGGGUUUUACUCGAUUUACCACAUGCAUUUUUGGAAUCACUGGUGUUCCUUGUAAUCUGAUCGGCUCUCACUGAUGCGAUUUAUUCGAGAAUUCUGAAUCGCAUCUUUUCCUAGCCAAUGAAGAAUCUUCACUAAAAUACAACAACCAAUCAGAUUUCAAGGCUUGUUUAGAGAAACCAAUCACAUUGCAGGAAAAUGAAAACAACUUUUGCAACUUUCUACGAACAAGCUCGCCACUAGAUCACUAAAAUAUUUGUACAGACUAAAAAUUCCUGUAUCUGAGCGACUUCAUUUUGCGAUUGGACUUCGUGUCGUGCAAUUUUGGUCUGAAACUAUAUUUUUGAUUUCAGAACAAGUUGCGCUCCACUGACUUCAAUUACCAUUAUGAGUUUUCGCUCCAGCGGAACUUCCGCGAUUGCAUCAGUUUUUCUGCGUCAUGGUGCCCAGCUCCAGACCAUUGAAAAAUGCGCAUUUCUCUCAACUAAUGAUAAAAAAAAACAGCCCAAGAGAGUCAGAAAAGACUGUGUCGCACAUGACAGAUGGGAAUCGAUAUCGAUAAAGAAUUAUCUCCACUGAUACAGGAAGGUCAUGCAUGUGACUCUCUUUUAAGCUCGAAUUUCUUUAAAGCUUUUUCUUUUCAACUGCGUCAGUUGUUUCUCUAACUGCGAUGCUGUUUUGAAGCAGUCAAGGUUUUUUCUUUUUUUAGUUCUCUGAGUCAUUUCGCUCACUCUUUCUGUACUUUUUGUAAGUUCCUACCAAGGACUUUGUCGAAGCAACCUUUUAGGCAAGUCUACCCGUUAGCUUUAGUUCCGUGUAUUUCUCCUAAAUCACGUCUAAACGAAUCAAGCGUCCCGAUUGGUUACUUCCUCUCCUGCGCUUGAGGUCGCUUAGAUACGAAUUUCUCUGAGCUUUGCGUCCUUGCGUUAUUUUCCUUUGGUCACCUUAAAAGUGACAAGAAUCUUAUUUCUCCACACAAUACCAUCCCUGAAUCACACGUAAGAUCACAAGAAUAAAGGAAAUCAUUACAAACUAAAGAAACUCUUGAUUGUUAAACAAACUCUCCUUGUCAGCACCUUAGGAGGUGUACAGAGAACAGUUUGGAGAAUACGCAUACCGAUGUUAGGAUGCAAAGGGUUGACGAAAUUCCAUCACAAUGUGCCGUUAAAAUUUAAACAACAGGCGACGCUUGACCUUUACCCUUAGCGUAGCAUUCAUGACGUUUCUAGCAUCGUUCCAUGACCAACCCAGCCCAGCGGACUCUCCUGUCCAACCCCUCAUCGUCCAUGCAUUGCUCAGGAAGUUUUUGUGACUGUAUAUGUUUGAACUUUUAGAAUAACUGCCGUGGGUCUUACAUUGACUCGACCAUCCAUGAGAGUGGGAAGGUAUAAAAUGCUUAAGGCAUUUCAUCGUCGCAGUACAGAAGAUGACCCAAUUCGGUACGUACUGAUACUUGAUGAUUUGCAAUGUUGUACUUCGAACCUUACACCAUUCACGAAACAACUGACAAAAUUCCUCUAAUAGUUUGGUAGAAAACUCGUAUCUCGAUUCCCGUUUGACUUGGAUAGAAAAAAAAGGGGGGAAAGGCCGUUCCUUUUCUAGUAAGAGACUGCUCGUUAUUUUUUCCUUAGGGAGAAAGGGGGGUGAGGAUUUUGGUUUACCUGAUCCCCCUUAAGGCUUUGUUAUUUCCUCAUGAUCUCCCCUCAUCGAGGCAGUUGAUUGGCGGUCAGUUUCCUGUAGUUAUUCUUUUAUACUCUGUUUGCGACGACUGAUCCUUCCCCUUUCCCCUGGAAACCACGUAAUUUCCCCCUCCCCCUCCCCCCCCCCCCCCCCCCAAAAAAUCCUUCUUUUCCCUUGGCGGUGAAUAAUGGCUGAUCCCCGUUUAGAUACCUCUCACUUCGGCUCUGACAGCUGAUGAGCGGGGGAGUUUUUUCCAACAAGACGACUAACAGUGAGUUGAGAUAGCAGGAAGACACGAAGUCAAAAAACAGUUUCUUUUCAAACAAAAACGAAAAGAGUUGUUGCAGCCGCGCACGAGAUGAGAUCACGGCUUGUUAAAAAGGUUCCAGCUAUAUAUGGUGGUUCAUAAGAAUAAUUGGUGUCCCUUGGAAAAGUGGUCACUCACUUGAGGAACUUGCUUAUGGGACUCGGUCGCUCAGAGAGGUUCUAUUGUUGUAAAAGAUGGAAAAAAAAAGAGCCUUAGAUAGAGAGCGCAUUUUCCCGACCUCCUAGAACCCUGUAAAUCCCAAGAUUUGAUUUUUAUUUCUCCCCUCUAUCUGUUACACAUUUCCUUGUAAAUCAGUUACAAGAAUUUGUCGUGAGAUCAAGAUAAGAAGUUUUGCCUGAUAUGUUCUUGUAUUAUCAUUACCUGUUAAAAAGAUUACCUAUGGAUAUUAUAGGGAGAAGUGACAGCUUAAUCACUUCUGUUAGUUUAAGGGUUAAACUUUGUUACAUCGGGGUUCCCAUGAAUGGGAUGUUGCAUGCGCACUUCCCAAAUAUUUGCAUUUAAUCUUGAUGUUAAAUCUUUCUCGGAACUUUCCAAUCCAUGUUCACAUUGAAGUAUUUUUUCAAUCAAGAAUUCUCUAUGUUCAAAAUGUUUCUUAUUUUGAGUUUACUUGACAAAUAAAUUUUUUUCAAUUUACACGCAGCCACAAUAAACUGCAAACUUCGGUUUACCGCAUGAGAUCCGACGGCCUCAACUCUCUUAAUUACACUGUGGAGCAAUUGACAGAGCAUCCCCUCUACACUUUGGUAAAGGUUGACGUGAAAGACGCUUUGGCUGAAUACUACAGGUUAUAUGGCAUAGAAGAUCACAACACGUAAUUAUUAACAAGUCUCUGGGUAGCUUGUGAGAUAAUUAAAAGGGAGGAUCCUGACUCAUGUGGACUGGACUCUUGUGGACUGGACUCUUGUGGACUGGACUCUUGUGGACUGGACAUAUGAAUGGCCAGCUCUGCACACUAUUCCAGGCUAUGAGAAGUCUAGUACGAAUGGAAUGGUCUCGUUUCAUAUCGAAACAAAAUUGAGGCAAGGAGGCAUUGAGAGAAACCCAUUUAUUUCUUGAUUAAGAAACAGGAUCAACAAGAAGACGGUAAACUGAUUUGAUACCUCGGUGACUCCGAACCUCAAUAGUAUGGUGGACUACUGUCGCCUUCCCUUUUACUUCACGUUUGUUACUUUAUGGCUUUCUUUGGGCCUUUCCGCUCCAGCGGAUAAAACUAGACUUUUCCUGACAAAAUUAUGGACAUAUCCUGUCACGACAAAUGUUUGUUCCGUCUGUUGCAUCUGCAUUAAAUUUCAAAGCCGUUGAAUUCCGUCAGCGCGUGAACUUUUCAUAAUACCCGCCAACACCGUUUGCCAAAGGAUUCCACCUGCAAUUUCCAGAAUUUAUCCUAACUCGUUUUGCAACAGAAGACAAUUUUUACCUUUCUUGUAAAUUGAUUUCAGUUCAAUUACAUGCUGGUCGUAGCUUUUACGACAAAUGAUCGACAAGUUUUAUCACGGUUUUGUCUAUUAGUCGAUUUUGUCCAGUUUUUACUCGGGACACAUUUUGUCGGCGGUGCGUUUGAAGAUUUGCCCGCUUUGGCCAAAAUUUUGUGUCUGCCUAUCAAAGUUUUUGGGCGAAAAAAAGGAUCCAUACUAGUGCCCUCAAAACCGCAGACCGCCAGCAACGCAGGCUAUGCCCGCGUUUAAUCGGUGUAGGAGUUUGCUGAGUAAAGGUACCUUACAGUGAAUCUACAGAAAAAAUCGUGCGGUCAGCUCAAGGGGUAUCUGCUUAAUAGAGGGUUUUCGAUCAUUACAUUUGUC